Messenger RNA from Penaeus monodon (black tiger shrimp), 631 nucleotides. Its product is annotated as translation initiation factor IF-2, mitochondrial-like. The record is from RefSeq and is a predicted model, not a curated record. Gene Ontology annotation, molecular function: GTP binding; GTPase activity. NCBI's taxonomy places the organism in Eukaryota, Metazoa, Arthropoda, Malacostraca, Decapoda, Penaeidae. Bases 96 to 410 code for a protein of 104 amino acids. The transcript is spliced from 4 exons.
UUAAAAGGAGAGUAAAUUAUUGUAGAUAUGAUAUAAGCAGACUGGCUUCCAGAGUGAUUACAAAAAAAAAUUAGUAUUUAUAUGUGAGUAUAUGCAUGGUUUUGUGUGCCUCUGUUUAUAUGUGUUUACAAGUCAUCUUACAAUAUCACCUUACAGUGAAGCUUGACUCAGGGGAUGAGGUGACUUUCCUGGACACCCCAGGUCAUGCAGCUUUCAGGGCAAUGAGGGCUCGAGGAGCCAACGUCACAGACAUGGUAGUCCUGGUUGUUGCAGCUGAUGAUGGGGUGAUGGAGCAAACUAAGGAGAGCAUACAGUUUGCUCAUAAUGCAAAAGUUCCAAUUAUAGUGGCCAUCAACAAAAUGGACAAAGCAGGUGCUGACCUUUCGCAGGCAAAAACGCGAUCUACUUGAAUGGGGCUGCAGCUAGAGGAGGACGGAGGAGAUGUGCAAGCUGUCCCGAUAUCUGCUCUAAAGGGCCAGAACCUUGACCUGUUAGUGGAAGCUCUGGCAACACAGGCUGAAUUACUCAAUCUACGAGCUGAUCCUUUAGGCUUUGUUGAGGCAGUUGUGGUGGAGUCCAGGACAGAUCCAGGGAGAGGGAAGGUUGCUACUGUAUCAUCCAACGAGGUACC